AGGGCCUACACUGAGAUUAUUCACAACGUCGACGUCCAACCGAGGGUCUGACGGUUUGAGAUCUUCAGUGGCAAUGGGGGGCAACUGGAACGCGGCUGGACCCGUCGUGCUGGGCCGGUGCCUCUGCCCAGUUUCCCAGGCCAGGGCCAGCGCCUGCAGCACUUGGGCUCUUCUUUAAGUCUUCAAAUUGAAGAGUUACCAAAAAAAACAGGUGCCUUCCACAAACAACCCACGUUUUAAUGAACCGCUACGUAAAAUCCAUUUUUUACGAAGUUCGAAGAGCCCCGUUUUACAAAACUAACUCAAGUUCAUGUUUGUGUUUUCAGAGGAAGAAGGAUGUCACAGAAACAGCUGAAAGAAGCCUUUAUCAGCAACUUAAAUGGAACCAGUCUGCUGGAAAUUACCAUGGGCCUGUCUCUAGCUCCGCUCUGCCUGCUCUGCAGAGGACUCCUCCUGAUUUUGUAUUACCUGCACUACGGGAAACCUUUAAGUUCAAGGAGAUACGGCCUGCUGCUAGACUUCCUUGUGCUCGUAUCGCCUCUCCUGUUCUCCUGCACAGUCCUGUCUCCAAUCAUCUUUUUCAUGCCGGCUAUCAUCGCAGCCUUUUGUGCUGGAAUAUUUUUAAAAAUAUACAGCCAAAGAAAACACGAGACCAGAGUGCCUUUCAGGCAAAUUGUGAAAGAUUUCCAGAAGACAUAUUUGGAUCCAGGAUACAUUCCAGCAAUAACUGUGUUCCGUGUUUAUGUCAACGUGCUGACAUCAAUCAGCAUUUUAGCGGUGGAUUUCCCGCAGUACCCAAGGCGAUUCGCCAAAGCCGAGACCUAUGGAACGGGAGUUAUGGAUUUUGGGGUUGGAGCUUUUAUUUUUGGUAAUGCUCUCGUUUGUCCUGAAGUCAGACAAAAGUCUCCUGUGACACAACCAAAAUUUUCCAGUCUGGCCAGGCAGUUUGUUUCCGUUUGGCCGUUGAUUUUUCUUGGCGUUGGGCGACUGCUUAGUGUAAAAUCUAUAGAGUAUCAUGAACAUACUUCAGAGUAUGGAGUGCACUGGAAUUUUUUCUUUACCUUAGCAUUUGUGAGGCUUGCAGCUUCUCUACUUUUAGUUGUUUUUCCGAGAAAUACUUCUUGGAUUGUUGCUAUAAAUCUCGCUGUACUUUACCAGCUUGUGCUUAACACUACCUCUCUGAAGAUGUUUAUCUUGCACGGGAGCAACGGCAGAGAUACUAGGGAUGGCUUUUUAAACGCCAACAGGGAAGGGCUGCUCUCUCUUUUUGGCUACCUAGCCAUAUACAUGGCGAGCGUCCAAGUGGGACUGUGCCUGCUGCAGUUCAGAAACUCAGUCAAGGGCUGGCUCGAAGCGGUGUGCUUCUUGCUGCUGACCGUCCUCCUGCUCUUCGUGUUCCUUCACGUGUCGCAAGCACACGCGGACCCCGUGUCCCGCCGGAUGGCCAAUCUCUCCUACUGCAUCUGGGUGCUCGCUCACUCUCUGACUUUCUUUAUCGGCUUCGUAGUGACUGAUCUCGCGUUGGUGUUCACGAAGCUGCUUGUGAAGGGCUCCAGCGUGCCCUGCUGCUGGGACGCUGCGAAGCUCCCAAACACGGGUACAAAGCCUGAAAUGGAGGGCGUGCCUGUGGGCAGGGGAGGCAAGCUGCCGCCCGUGUGCCUGAUUAGUGCUAUUAAUAAAAAUCAAUUACUGUUUUUCUUGCUAGCAAAUGUUAUGACUGGUGCUGUGAAUAUACUGGUAGAUACAAUCCACAGCAAGGCUGCAUUUACCUUAUGUAUACUACACUUGUAUAUGUUCUUUAACUGUUUCGCUAUGUAUAUACUGCAUGCCAAAAACAUAGCAUUAAAGUUUUGGUGAUUCCACUGUCUUGAGCACUCUAGUUAAACUUUGUUUGCUGUAGCUGAAUGAUGGUAUUUUAAUGGAAAAAAUUAGUAUUUUUCCCAUAUGUUUUGCAAUAAUUUAGUAUAGCUCUUUAUGAUUUAGAUUUUUAUUUUUUAGGAUUUAUUUUUAUUUUUUAGCGGUUUGUUUUACCAAAUUAUACAGCCAAUGCUGUUACCUGUUACACAUUUUCCUGGAAACUUAGUUUUUAGGAUUAAAUGCUCUGCUGAAUGCUCCUGCUGCUCCUAUAAAUGCUCAUGCAGCAGAGUAACACUGCAUUUACAGUUAGGGAAUCCUGUUCAUAUCCAAGUGCUGGUAGAGUUAGAUAACAACAUAUAGAGUAGAAGCCAGAUGAAAAGUAAGAAAAUGAAUAAUUAUGAAGAGAGAGACUUAGUUGUGUCAAGAUUUACCUAGUUAGGCCCUUGCAUAAAUAACAGAUAAGAAUAAUUCUUUAUACCAAAUGCAUUGAAUAAGUGGAUACUUAAAAACGUUUUGGCCCCAGUCCUGCAAAGAUUUAUGCAUAUGCUUGACUUUGAUGGCAGUAAUUGUACGUGGAAUGUUAAUCAUAUACCGAAAUCUAAAUUAGCCUUUGAAUUAAAGCUAAAUUUUAUUUUCAUCCUCACUGAUGAAUAUAAAUGAAGACCCUAGAUAAAGCGUGAUGCUCUGAAGGAUAAAAAACUGCAGAUGAAUUCAUAAAGCAGUCGUUGGAAUUUGUGGUGCAGAUCAUAAGAGCAGCACAGCCUUGUAUAAGAAAAUACAAAGAUCUAAAAAAACUAAUUCACCCCCAGCCUGCAUACCAACUUGUUGUGACAGCUCAUCUUUAGGAACACUGUAAAAUAUGGUCUUCAGCUCUCCUUUGAAAGUACUCAAGGCCCACUUACUUGCCUGUAAAAUUACCUUAAACAGCAGCUCAUUUAGUACUGUGUUUUGGCAGCUGAGAUGUCUUCAAGUGGGAACGUUCUGUAUUAAUUUUUAUUAGUAAACAGUGUGCAAAUGGAAAGAAGCGUGACGCAGUGGGUCGGGGUACCGGCAGAGCACUGACAAGAGAUGUGCUCAGUUUCUCUACCACCCUCUAGAACACCCUCUUUGUUCACUUUCCUAACUGUGACAGUUCUUCCUGACCUCAUUAAGUUGUUGAGAAACAGAUUUAAAGAUUGUGAGGAAUUCAAUAAUGGGAGCUAUAAAUACUUAAGAAGAAGAAUACAAAUGGUAGUUGAUGAUAGAUGUCUAAUGUCAGUGGAGUUACAGCAGUGCACAUGGGCCAUAUUUCAUACUUCUCCUUGUCUAUCAAAUGUGAUGACUCAUAAAACCUAUGGAGAUUGAGCCUCUAAAUCUGAUUCCUUAAGGCAGACAUGCUGUGGAAUCUUCUUAACUUUAUGAGGUUCUCUUAGCCACUAGCCAAUGGAAAGGGGAAGUCUGAGGAUUAGAGGCUGUGGCCGUGCUGAUUUCAUGCUUGUUUACUUCCAAGUUGUAGCCAUACGGUCCUCAGAAUUAAAGAAAACCAGCCUGUAUUAUCCUGGGGACAAAUGCAAUUAAUUGGCAACAAUGUCUGAUGAACAGUUGUCAAAGUCUAUAGCAGAGCUUCCUGGUUCCUGCCGUAUGUAUUUAUUUUAAACCCUUUCCUACCCUUGCCUAGGGAAGAAGGGCCUCCAUCAUGAACUGAACGGCGGCUACUCACUCAUGCAAAAUUACUCAUGGAUAUUAAUUUUUUGAAAUAUCUGAAGCGCAAGACCCGCAGCGAGUUCUGUGAGCACAAGUCUAUCAGUGUGAUUCAGAAUUCAGGCAUCAAUUGGGUGUGACAAAGCGGAGCUGUGUCUGGACAAGCAGCAAACUAUCUAGAUGCCAACUCCGUUUCGGUGAAGCAAAAAUUACGUGGGAGGUCUGCUGUGUUUGUGCAGAGCUCCGGUUGCUCCGCAGGCUGGCGGGGACCAACCCCGGGGCUGGAGCUGUGGGUUGCAGCCCCGGAGCUGGCAAACCGAGGGGACCGCGGUGGUGCACGAGCGACGAGGAACGGCGCUGCACCGCAUCGCCAGGCCGUCUCCCGCUUUCAGAGCCCCAUGAAGUAAGUUGUUCACCACUGAAUUAAUGAGAGAUAAUUAAUCCUCGUUGCUUAUUGUCGAUAACAAAUGUGGCAAGCUCUGCCCUGAAGCAACCAGCAUAGUUACUAAUGCUGAACGUUUAGACUAUGAAUAGAUACAGAUAAUUAACCAUGCCUCUGAAAGAACCAAGAAAUGCAAGUGUUCUUUGAUCACGGAUUCCGUACGAGCAAACGGCACCACAGCGAGUUUGAAAAGAUACAACACUGCUGUGGACACUUUCUCCAGGCACACCGCAACGGCUGUGAGUUCAGUGGUUGGUAGGAACACGAACGCUACAUUUCACCUCUCUGGGGUGUGUUUAUCUUGUAUAGAUCAAAGAUAUAUUUUU
Messenger RNA from Athene cunicularia (burrowing owl), 4305 nucleotides. It is a transcript of the gene PIGW, whose product is annotated as phosphatidylinositol glycan anchor biosynthesis class W. Gene Ontology annotation, cellular component: endoplasmic reticulum; membrane. The transcript has a single exon. Gene Ontology annotation, molecular function: glucosaminyl-phosphatidylinositol O-acyltransferase activity. The coding region runs from base 337 to 1857 and encodes 506 amino acids. NCBI's taxonomy places the organism in Eukaryota, Metazoa, Chordata, Aves, Strigiformes, Strigidae. The record is from RefSeq and is a predicted model, not a curated record. Gene Ontology annotation, biological process: GPI anchor biosynthetic process; protein localization to plasma membrane.